This is a messenger RNA of Somion occarium, 1068 nucleotides long. Lineage: Eukaryota; Fungi; Basidiomycota; Agaricomycetes; Polyporales; Cerrenaceae. The record is from the annotation of a GenBank genome assembly.
CGCCGAAUUUCUGCACUAGUACAAUUCUACCACCAUGUCUGCGCAACGCUUCGCCUCGAUAUCACUUAGGACAUUGUCAAAGACAUGCAGAAAUAAAACGAAGACUCUGACAAGGCCAUCCCUUGCCUCAUCGUCGAGGAGUAUAUCCUCGACCACUCCGAAUAGAGCGAGUUUGCACCAUGGACGGACGAUUGCUACGGCUUCCUCCAGAUUAGCUCAUUCAUCUACUAGCUAUGAACAGCCUGCACAUGCAAGGUCAAUGUUUAUUCAGACAGAAUCAACACCGAACGAUGACUCACUGAAGUUCAUUCCUGGUGUACCUGUCAUGGAGUCCGGGAGUGCAGAGUUCCUCGAUACUCGCUCAGCCCUUCGAUCACCUCUCGCUAUCCGCCUUAUGGGUAUCGAAGGCGUCACGGCAGUAUUCUACGGUCCCGACUUCGUAACCGUCUCAAAGGACUCCGAAACGUCUUGGUCCGUUAUCAAACCCGAAAUCUACUCCAUACUCAUGGAGUCCUUCUCUUCCGGUCAACCACUAUUCAGAUCGGAAGAAGACCGAGAAGCUGCUGGUCCUCAGGACACGCAAAUAUUGGAUACAGAUUCAGAGACAGUGGCUAUGAUCAAGGAGCUACUGGAUACGAGGGUCCGACCGGCCAUCCAAGAAGAUGGAGGAGAUAUCGAGUACCGAGGCUUCACGGACGAGGGCGUCGUCGAAUUAAAGCUGAAGGGAAGUUGUCGAGGGUGUGAUUCGAGUACUGUGACGCUCAAGAGUGGUAUCGAGCGUAUGUUGAUGCAUUAUAUCCCGGAGGUGAAGGGUGUCGAGCAGGUACUGGAUACUGAAGAAGCGAUCGCCUUGGACGAGUUUGAGAAGCUUGAAAAGCGACUACACCCGAAUGAACAGAAGCAGGAUUCUGGUAUGGCUCAGUACAUGUCGGUUUGAUCAUCUAGACUCUAUGCAGCUUUUAUAUUACCCCCAUUCCCCUGAUAGACAAUGUAUUCUACUCACUAUCGGUCACUUCCUGUAAUCCCCUUACGUCGCAUUCACACUCAAUCGCAACAUAGAUUCAUACG